AGCAACGAUGCCGGAUUGUAGGGUUUCCUGGAUGCUGGUGUCUUAAGCUCGAGUGUUUUCUCCCCCUCUCUCUCUGUAAUUUGACAGGAAUUUCUGUUUUUUUUCUGAGGGAGUCGAUUCGGCGGAGAGAGCGCAUGCAGGGUGAGGGCGGGCGGGCCUUGGGGGAGGCACUGGAGGGGAUCCUGAGGAGGGAUCUGCGGGCAGCUGACCUCAAAUGUAGCCUCUUCAUGUCGGCACUGCAGAGCUACCGGCGGGACUCGGUGUUGAGGCCUUUCCCCGCCGCCUACUUCAGCGGCGAGAACAAGGACUUCGACGCCUUGCUUGCUGAUGCCCAGAAUCUGCCAAAUUUAAAACAGCUGCUGGACUCUGGAACAAUCCCACAAAAGCAAACCUUGGAACUUCUGAACUGGUUCUGUUUGCCAAAAAACCUAACCAUCAAAAGUUUGGAAAAAGGAGGGUUUGAUGAAAUUCAGGAACUCGUUGGGUUUACGACGCCUUCUGCUGCUACCCCUGACUUCUUAUUUGAGAUAGUUUAUUGUGAUCAGAUGAAUGCCAAGUUUGACAAAACCAAAGGAAACAGAGAUCUCAUCUAUGCAUUUCAUGGGAGCCGGUUUGAGAAUUUUUAUUCUAUAAUCCACUGUGGUUUACAGUGCCACCUAAAUAAGACUUCGCUCUUUGGGGAAGGAACCUAUCUUACCAGUGACCUGAGUUUGGCUCUUCUGUACAGUCCCCAUGGUAACGGUUGGGAUCAGAGCAUUCUUGGUCCUGUACUUAGCUGUGUUGCAGUUUGUGAGAUCAUCGACCAUCCAGAUGUUAAAUGUCCAGUUAAAGGAAAAGAUACUGGCAGCAUAGAUCGGCGAAGAGCAAGGGUAAAAAAUAGCGAAGGUGGGGAUGUCCCACAAAAGUACUUUGUGGUCACGAACAACCAGCUCCUAAGAGUUAAAUAUUUGCUCAUUUAUGCUGAGAAACUACAUCGAAGGAGGCCCACAAGACAGCCAUCCUGGAUUUCCCAGCAUAGUUUUUUAGUUAUCAUGCUGAUGUAUUUGUUAUUGCUGAUAGUUAUUGGUGUCAGUAACUCACCAGCUUUCCAGUAUUAUUGGAAUCGAUUUCUUGAAACAAAGCGAUGAGUUUGUUGCUGCAGUGUUUUUAGCUGUCCAAAAUGCACAAUUCUUACCUGGUGCCUUAGUUCCCACUAUUACAGAAAGGCACUUGUGGACCAAUAAACUUAAUUUAUAAAAGCUCAAGACAGCCUGCUGUGCCAGGAAUGCUUUACAGGUUUGGGGAAACCAAUAUCAUUCCAUUCCAGCUCUUUUAUGGUUCUGUUUAGUUCUGAAUAAGAUAGGUCUUCUCUAUUGCUAAAGAGUGAUGGACGGCUGUGCUGGAGAAUGGAACUGUUAUUGAUUACAAUUUUGCAACAGGCAGCUGUCUUCAACCCUGUGCUCAGUAUGCUGCAGGUGUAGAAUCAUGUGCCUUUUGCAUUAGCCCCACCAACUGGCUCAUACUUAACCUGGAAGUAGAAUUUGCAAUUUAAUUUACUGACUGAUUUUAUUUUUUCCUCACUGCAUUGGAGGCAGCUGAAACCACUGCACUGUUUUAAAUUCUGAUCUUGACAGUCAUCAGAGAGGAAUGUCCCUUGAAGUGAGCUGAAUACAAGUUGAGACUCUUUAGAGGAACUCCAAUUGUUUUCUCUCUGUGAUAUAAAUUCUUUCCUUUGAUAGAUCUGGGUGUUGAGAAAUCAAUUUUAUAUGUUCUUUAUAACAUUGUCAAAUAUUUGAUAUUGUUAUGGAGACAUCGAACCAGUUCAAUGUUAUGUGUUAUGGGGACAUCGAACCAGUUCAAUGUCCCCAUAACAAGUCACAGUUCUCCUUGUAUUACUUUCCAAAAGAUUUCAAAAAAUCCUAAACAUUAUAAGCAUAUACAGUGAAUAAUUUUAUACCACAUUAUUAUGCAUUUUCUAUCCAUGGUUGAGAACUUUGAUGUAAGCCAGCUGUAAACUGGAGUUUUCUUGCAUAAGCCGUUGUCUGCUUUAAGUGCAAGAAAGGGUUUAUUGUAUUUAAUAUGUAUUAACUCAAGGGUUCAAUGAAAUAGAGGUCAUCAUAUAGGCUAUAAAGUAAAUAUUCUUGUUUGGGAUAUUCAAGUGAUUUCAGUUAAACAAUAUUUAUAGUUUAAUCCCUUCUCUGUUAUGACCCAUUCCCGCAAUCCAGUUCUAUAUGAGAAAUAUUUAUAUUACUGUAUAGCACACAUGUAUUCAACUGAACAUUAGAAUUUGUUUUCUGAGGCUAUUUAUUCUUGGAAGUAGUCACAAGGGUUUCUAACCAGUAUGUUGCUAAAAUAUAAUGUCAGAUUCUGAUCUAUUUUACCAUGCUAAUACAAAACAUCUAUUGAGUUCCCUGGCAGAAUCAAUCCUUCUGUCACAAUGUCCCUAGAUUGCUGAAUCUAAUAAACCUAAGUACAUUUUAAAAGUAAAACCAGAUUAUGUUUUCAUUCAGUGCCCACUUAGAGUAUCAAUCUGCUUGUCUUGUUCUAGUCCUAGUUCACCCUCUAUGCCUUAAUAUUUGGUGACCAAAUAGAUAUUUUUUGAGUAUAAUGUAAAGUCAAUGAUGCAACUUUGAGAUCACAUCUUGUGAUUGAGUUGUUUAAGGAAAAAUUGUUACUUUAAUUUCCUUUAAGUUAAUGGGGGUGGGGGUUAGAUAAUUUUGGUUUUAAGGUCAAACAAGGGAAAAUCUACAGAUGCUGGAAAUCCAAGCAACACUCACAAAAUGAAGGAUCUUGGCCUGAAACAUUGACUGUACUCUUUUCCAUAGAUGCUACCUGACCUGCUGAGUUCCUCCAGCAUUUUGUGUUUGGUUUUAAAGUGCUUGAUAAAAUUUCUGUUCAAAUUCUAAAUACAACUGUUUGUAUUUACAAAAUCAUAUCAAUUUUGCAUUGUAUUGUGAGCAGCAAUGGAAAGUAAGCUCUUUUUACCUUUAAUAAUGAACAAAAACUCUUUUCCAGGUUUAAUAAUGAUGUUAUUACUUAAUCAAGUAAUAACAUCAUUAUAAAACCUAGAUGUUACUUUCACACAUCUUGUCAUGUUGGCUCAAAUGAAGUUUAGAACAGAAAAUUUGUGUGAAGUGGUGAGGAAGUGGAGAAAAUCCAAACUCUCCCCAUGUCCUCAAGCCCUAUUUCACAAUAAGAUGAAUGCCUAAUUUGGUAUUUCUUUGGAUGUAACAGGAAGGGCGAAGUAGUGUUCUAUCAAGUACUUAAUUCCAAGUGCCUACUUAAAGCUUGCCAGAUGAUCUGAGUUUUAUUUCCCAUGUUGGGAGAAUGGCACUUCCUAUUUUCUUCUGUUCUCCCAAAUGUUUUCUAUUGGAAUUGGAUGGGGUAGAGCUCUUGGAUAAUUGUUCUUUUUGAUUAGAUGCUUGACCUCAUUGUUUAGGUGGAAUGCAUCCCUAGAAAUGUUUCUGAUGAAUGUCUUCAAUUCCUUUGGAUUACAAUCAACAUCUUAAGGAACUGGAUAAUGCCUCCUUAGUCUUUUUUCUUAUAGGAAGUCUCUUAUGUCUUCCUUUUUCUUGUAUUCAUGUUUUAAAAAUACUAAAAUCUCUUUACAGUGGUGAGAUGGUAUGAAUAAAAUGACCAAUAAAGACAUGCUGUUACUUGUU
Molecule: messenger RNA, 3641 nt
Organism: Hypanus sabinus (Atlantic stingray)
Lineage: Eukaryota; Metazoa; Chordata; Chondrichthyes; Myliobatiformes; Dasyatidae
Gene: parp16
Product: poly (ADP-ribose) polymerase family, member 16
Exons: 6
Coding region: 135-1127 (330 amino acids)
Biological process (GO): endoplasmic reticulum unfolded protein response
Cellular component (GO): nuclear envelope; endoplasmic reticulum tubular network; membrane
Molecular function (GO): protein serine/threonine kinase activator activity; kinase binding; NAD+ poly-ADP-ribosyltransferase activity
Source: RefSeq, a predicted model, not a curated record